UUUUAAGUCUGUAACUGGAAUGUCCCAGAUCUUGUCCUCCUUAUUGAUGGUUUCUCGUGCUUUAAUCUUCUCUUUUGCCUGGGCCAUCACUUCAUGUUUCUGUGUAUGUUUUGUAAUCUUUUGUUGAAACUCGGACACUUUGAUACUUUAAUGUAUAUUGCUGGAAUUUAGGUUCUGAGGCAUCUGUGCCUUAAGCUUGUAUCCAGCUAAUGUUAUGACAGGGCUUUCCUGGAAUGCCCAGAGCUGACAAAAGAAGAAGAAGAAGAAAGAAAACAUCUUUCCCAGUCUUUUUGGAUUGAUCAGUGCUCUCCUUCAGAGAUUGUUCCUACAAUGACUUUAGAGAGUAGUUGAGGUGAAAGCGCGGGGGCCUCCCGGGUCCUUCGUCUUGUGUAUGCACGUGGGGCCCUGCGAAUUCUCCUGCUCGCAGGGAUAAGGAUGUCCCCUCUUCCCUCAGAAAUAGCUUCCUUAUGCCCGGGCCCUGCAUGUGUGCCCUACGCCAGCCACCCCCUGCCCCAGGCAGCUCGACCUGGCUGCACCCCCAGCGUCCUCAGGAGAGCCUGGUGAGCUGCCUUUCACACCCAGGGCAGGUUCUGCGACGGCGAGUCCCUCAGGCUCCACAGACAGACUGGGGCAGACAGACGUGCCCCCAGCAUGUGCACGAGGGCCGCUCUGCUCCCUCUGGGCAGCUGGGUCACUCUGCUGAGACUGUGAGGGCUGGGUGGGUGCCAGCCGGGGUGCCAGAAAAUCCCUCUUUUAAGUAGGCUUUUCCUGGAUUUGGUGUUUCCCUGUUACUGCAGUCCUUUAACUGAUUCUGGAGGCCAGAGAAGGAUGUUUCUACCAGUUCUUGCUGGUUGUUCACAGCUUCUGGGGACUGGAGUCCUGAGCAUCCUAUUCCGCCGUCUUGGUUGGGGUGGGCUCCAGGUUUUCUUCAUCUCUGUCUCUGGGCUGGGUGCUCAGGAUGCAGCCAGUGUGUGUUGCAACAUGAAGGUUGUGCCAGGACAGAAGGAGAAGAAAAGAUGAGCAGCAACAGCGGUAAGAGAGCGCCGACGACCGCCACCCAGAGGCUGAAGCAGGACUACCUCCGCAUCAAGAAAGACCCUGUGCCUUACAUCUGUGCCGAGCCCCUGCCUUCCAACAUUCUCGAGUGGCACUACGUUGUCCGAGGCCCUGAAAUGACUCCUUAUGAAGGUGGCUAUUAUCAUGGAAAACUAAUUUUUCCCAGAGAAUUUCCUUUUAAACCUCCUAGUAUUUAUAUGAUAACUCCCAAUGGAAGAUUUAAGUGUAAUACGAGGCUGUGUCUCUCCAUCACGGAUUUCCACCCAGACACGUGGAAUCCCGCAUGGUCUGUCUCAACCAUCCUCACCGGGCUCCUGAGCUUCAUGGUGGAGAAGGGCCCCACGCUGGGCAGCGUGGAGACCUCGGACUUCACGAAAAGACAACUGGCUUUGCAAAGUUUAGCAUUUAAUUUAAAAGACAAAGUCUUUUGUGAACUAUUUCCUGAAGUUGUGGAGGAAAUUAAACAAAAACAGAAAGCACAAGAUGAACUCAGUAGCAGACCCCAGACCCUGCCCUUACCAGAUGUGGUUCCAGACGGGGAGACACACCACGGCCGGAACGGGCUCCCGCUCCUCAACGGGCACAUGCCUGUGGCCGGGCCCAACCUCCCAGGGCUCCAGCAGGCCCACCGGCACCACGGGCUGCUGGGAGGCGCGCUGGCGAACUUGUUUGUCAUCGUGGGGUUCGCAGCCUUUGCGUACACGGUCAAGUGUGUGCUGCGGAGCAUAGCGCAGGAGUGACGCCCGGAGCCCGGGCAGGUCAGCAGCAGCCGGGGAGCCAGCGGGGCCCCGGGCCCACCGGAUGGCCCGGGCUCAGCCUUCCGGAAACCUUCAGGGGAGACGAGACCCAGAGGCGCCUCUCAGAGGUGGAGCAGGGCAGACUCGCGCCUGGCGCCCGCCCAGCGCCCCCACAGCCAGGUGGACCCACGGCGGGCAGUGUGGCCGGGUUUUGGUUUUCUAGUCUGUUUCCUGUAUUGUCUCCUGGAUUUGUUUUAGUAAACUUGUUUUUCAUUUUAUUAGAUUUGGUCACUUAAAAAAAUAUAAAACUGGAAGCCCUCCUAGUA
Choloepus didactylus (southern two-toed sloth) is the source of this 2119-nucleotide messenger RNA. RefSeq names its product ubiquitin conjugating enzyme E2 J2 (gene UBE2J2). The record is from RefSeq and is a predicted model, not a curated record. Lineage: Eukaryota; Metazoa; Chordata; Mammalia; Pilosa; Megalonychidae. Bases 1017 to 1796 code for a protein of 259 amino acids. The transcript is spliced from 7 exons.